CUGGCACCUGGCUACAUUCUACUAUUCCAAUUCCAGAAACAAAUUGGAUAAUCGGGGCUCUCUCUUCCCUCUUUCCCGUAUCUGGCUUCUUCGCUCUUUCGCCGGGCAUUUCUCGAAGGCAUAUAUAAUACACAGAGAGAGAGAUUGAAACAAUGGUGUGCGAGAAAUGUGAGAAGAAAUUGGCGAAGGUGAUAGUGCCGGACAAGUGGAAGGAAGGGGCCAGCAACACAACCGAGAGCGGUGGCCGGAAGAUCAACGAGAACAAGCUCCUCUCGAAGAAACACAGAUGGACUCCGUAUGGAACUUCCAAGUGUAUAAUUUGUAAGCAACAAGUGCACCAAGAUGCCAAGUACUGUCACACUUGUGCUUACAGCAAAGGAGUAUGUGCAAUGUGUGGUAAGCAAGUCCUCGACACCAAGUUUUACAAGCAAAGCAAUGUAUAAUGAAGAAGAUUGCAGUUUUUCUACUUUCUAGUGCAUUUACCUUUGCUAGAUGUCAUGACUAGCUUGAUUGUGGGAAAAAAGCUGUAAUGCCGACACAACUAUUGACAACCAUGGUAUGUCCACUUAUGCUGAAUGCAUACCUUUGUGAUCGAUGAAAUGUGCCAGUCGAUGUUUAUCCCAUUACCCUAUUCGGCUACUAACUGGCUGGUGCUGUUGAGCUUUUGACAUGUUUUAUAUGAAGGUUGAUGACUUGGCCUCGGGAAA
Messenger RNA from Diospyros lotus (date-plum), 707 nucleotides. RefSeq lists its product as uncharacterized. NCBI's taxonomy places the organism in Eukaryota, Viridiplantae, Streptophyta, Magnoliopsida, Ericales, Ebenaceae. The transcript is spliced from 4 exons. Gene Ontology annotation, biological process: cytoplasmic microtubule organization. The record is from RefSeq and is a predicted model, not a curated record. Gene Ontology annotation, molecular function: microtubule binding. The coding region runs from base 153 to 443 and encodes 96 amino acids.